Vanrija pseudolonga is the source of this 555-nucleotide messenger RNA. RefSeq lists its product as uncharacterized. The transcript has a single exon. The coding region runs from base 1 to 555 and encodes 184 amino acids. Lineage: Eukaryota; Fungi; Basidiomycota; Tremellomycetes; Trichosporonales; Trichosporonaceae. The record is from RefSeq and is a predicted model, not a curated record.
AUGCCGACCUUGCCAUGGGUCGAGCCAACAGUCGACAAGGCGAUCCCCUCAACCUCGGCACAAACUGAGCCCUCCCCGCCUGCAGACACGGCGUCCGUCGAGGCUCUCUGGGAUGCAUACCGAGCCUCCAACCCCGCCGUGCCAGCGACGCCCCCGCCAGCCUGGCACUUCUGCGACAACCGCCCCGACGCGGCCGAAUGCCUCGCGCUCGUGCUGGCCGGACGAAAGCGCGCAACGGCGUCGUCUGCGGCCUUCUUCGCUUUGCAGAACGAGCCCCUCCCAGCGCCGGGCGACCACUCCGUCGUGACCGACUUUGACGGCACCGCGGAGUGUAUCAUCCGCACGACGCGCGUCACGGUCUUGCCGAUGGACCAAGUGACCACCGAGAUGGCGGCCACGGAGGGCGAGGGCGACGGGAGCUUGGAGUACUGGCGCGCCGUGCACUGGGCAUACUAUGCGCGCGAGCUUGCCGGGACGGGCGUGCCCGUGAGCCGCGGGCUCGAGGUCGUGUUUGAGGAGUUUGAGGUUGUGUGGCCUGCGCCCAGGCAUGAGUAA